This is a messenger RNA of Capra hircus (goat), 2798 nucleotides long. It is a transcript of the gene PRKCI, whose product is annotated as protein kinase C iota. Gene Ontology annotation, biological process: protein phosphorylation. The transcript is spliced from 18 exons. The record is from RefSeq and is a predicted model, not a curated record. The coding region runs from base 255 to 2045 and encodes 596 amino acids. Lineage: Eukaryota; Metazoa; Chordata; Mammalia; Artiodactyla; Bovidae. Gene Ontology annotation, molecular function: ATP binding; protein binding; diacylglycerol-dependent serine/threonine kinase activity.
GUGGGAGGGACGGAGGCGGGAGGCGUGCAGGGCCCGGGCUGCCGUAGAGGCAGAGUCGGCCGCCGGCGGUGGGAGGAGCCGUGCGGUUCCGGCUGCCCAGGCGAGGCGACACUUGGGUCCGCGCCGCGGGCGGGGACGACAGGUAGGCGAAAGGGCAGCCGCGGCUCCGCGAGAGGCUCGAGCUGCGGAGUCCCCUGCGGCGCCCGGCGCGCCCCCCGCAGCCUCGGCCUCCGGCGAGGCGGGGAAAUAAGGAGAUGCCGACCCAGAGAGACAGCAGUACCAUGUCUCACCCGAUCGCAGGCGGCGGCAUUGGGGACCACUCUCACCAGGUCCGGGUGAAAGCCUACUACCGCGGGGAUAUCAUGAUAACACAUUUUGAACCUUCAAUAUCCUUCGAGGGUCUUUGUAAUGAGGUUCGAGACAUGUGUUCUUUUGACAAUGAACAGCUUUUCACCAUGAAAUGGAUAGAUGAGGAAGGAGACCCAUGUACAGUAUCAUCUCAGUUGGAGUUAGAAGAAGCCUUUAGGCUUUAUGAGCUAAACAAGGAUUCUGAACUGUUGAUUCAUGUAUUCCCUUGUGUACCAGAACGUCCUGGAAUGCCCUGUCCAGGGGAAGAUAAAUCCAUUUACCGACGAGGUGCACGCCGCUGGAGAAAGCUUUAUUGUGCAAAUGGACACACUUUUCAAGCCAAGCGUUUCAACAGGCGUGCGCACUGUGCCAUCUGCACCGACCGAAUUUGGGGACUUGGACGUCAAGGAUAUAAGUGUAUCAACUGCAAGCUCCUGGUUCAUAAGAAGUGCCACAAACUUGUCACAAUUGAAUGUGGGCGGCAUUCUUUGCCACCGGAACCAAUGAUGCCCAUGGACCAGUCAUCCAUGCACUCAGACCAUGCACAGACAGUAAUUCCGUAUAAUCCUUCAAGUCAUGAGAGUUUGGACCAAGUUGGUGAAGAAAAGGAGGCAAUGAACACCAGGGAAAGCGGCAAAGCUUCUUCCAGUUUAGGUCUUCAGGAUUUUGAUUUGCUCCGAGUAAUAGGAAGAGGAAGUUAUGCUAAAGUACUGUUGGUGCGAUUAAAAAAAACAGAUCGUAUUUAUGCAAUGAAAGUUGUGAAAAAAGAGCUUGUCAAUGAUGAUGAGGAUAUUGACUGGGUACAGACAGAGAAACAUGUUUUUGAACAGGCGUCCAAUCAUCCUUUUCUUGUUGGGCUGCAUUCUUGCUUUCAGACAGAAAGCAGAUUGUUCUUUGUUAUAGAGUAUGUUAAUGGAGGAGAUUUAAUGUUUCAUAUGCAACGACAAAGAAAACUUCCUGAAGAGCAUGCCAGAUUUUACUCUGCAGAAAUCAGUCUAGCAUUAAAUUAUCUUCAUGAACGAGGGAUAAUAUAUAGAGAUUUGAAAUUGGACAACGUGUUGCUGGACUCUGAAGGACACAUUAAACUCACUGACUACGGCAUGUGUAAGGAAGGAUUACGGCCAGGAGAUACAACUAGCACUUUCUGUGGUACUCCUAAUUACAUCGCUCCUGAAAUCUUAAGAGGAGAAGAUUAUGGUUUCAGUGUCGACUGGUGGGCUCUUGGAGUACUAAUGUUUGAGAUGAUGGCGGGAAGGUCUCCAUUUGAUAUUGUUGGGAGCUCCGAUAACCCUGAUCAAAACACAGAGGAUUAUCUUUUUCAAGUUAUUUUGGAAAAACAAAUUCGCAUACCGCGUUCUUUAUCUGUAAAAGCUGCAAGUGUCCUGAAGAGCUUCCUCAACAAGGACCCAAAGGAACGAUUGGGUUGUCAUCCACAAACAGGAUUUGCUGAUAUUCAGGGACACCCAUUCUUCCGAAAUGUUGAUUGGGAUAUGAUGGAGCAAAAGCAGGUGGUACCUCCGUUUAAACCAAAUAUUUCUGGGGAAUUUGGUUUGGACAACUUUGAUUCUCAGUUUACUAAUGAACCUGUCCAGCUCACUCCUGAUGAUGAUGACAUUGUGAGGAAGAUCGAUCAGUCUGAAUUUGAAGGUUUUGAGUACAUUAAUCCUCUCUUGAUGUCUGCAGAAGAAUGCGUCUGAUCCUCCCUGCUCAACUGUGCGUUUUGCUUGUGUUGCCGUUUAAUGCAUGGAUAAACUUGUUACCAGUCUGGAUGCAAUGAACCAUUUUAUAUUUUUCACCUACAGAAAAAACACUCAGUACCUUCUGUUGUUGGCUGUAAGAGUCAAUGGUUACAUCUCAGUGUAACUACGAAAAAAAUGAAACUACUUUCCAGACAGUCGUGUCAAAAUUUAGUGACACUGGUCAUCCAGCAACCUACUGAUGAAUAAUAAAGUUGUCUCUUUUGUUCAAAAGAAAUACUCACUAAAAAGAGUGUCUGUUGCAUUAAGGGACAUGGUGGGGUUAUAUCAUAAACCUCCUCAUGGGGUCAUUUAAAUAUUUAAUUUUGGAAUAAAAGAGUAAAUCAAAAUACAGCUUGUUAUAUUACCUGUUACUUUCUGAGUUCUUCAUGUUUAAAAAUUCAGCUGUAAAUUCUGUCAUUGCCUUAGAAGAUUGACUUAUUGAUUUUUAAGGCAACAAUUAUUAAUGAUACAAGAUGUUGCUUGCUUAGAAUUGAGGAAUACAGAUUCUUCUGAGGAAGAGAAUGGACACAUUUUAUUAAGAACCAGAUUCCAAAUUAUUCGCUGGCUGGCUUUGAAAAACUGAUUCAAGUGAUUUCUUUCAUAGUGAGGGGUUAGCUCCAGAGUUGGUCCCUGCAGUGGGAACUGUAACUGGAAUGUUAAUGUAGUUCAGAGAACCCAGACUUCUGUUCAGUGGAACACUUCUCAGUAUAU